UUCAGACACGCGCACAUAAACAAAACUGAGAGAAAACCGGUAAAGGCGUUUAAUACAUGCAGCACGAAAACGGAGAAAUUAGCAGAAAACGACCUCAGUUGAUCAGGUCUCAGAGGCGAUGGGUCACACACCUGCUCUAGACACCUCACACGUGACUCUGGUGGCCGCGGGUUCGAGUGUGUCGCCCUGUGAGGGUGGUUUAGCGGCGGGUGAAUUUGUGGUCCUGUGGUCCUUACUGCUCUGUGGGUCGGAGUGAAGCUGCGGGUGGAUUUCCCCCCGGGACGCCACUUUCCAGGAACCGGCCCGGGCAGGGGGCGAACACCCAAACCUCAAGCCACAUAUUCCACAGCGCAUGAAAGCUCUCGGUUUAAAGGCCUCACUGGCAGGUAGCGUCUGUCUCAGAACCUGUGUGUGAAUCUGAUGUUGUCCAGUCAUGUUGAACUGGAUUCUGAACACACACAGAUCUAUAUUUGAUGUGUCCGCGCAGAAGAAAUGAAGUCUUAUGGGUUUGGAGCGACAUUAGGGUGAGUAAAUGAAUUUUUAUUCUGCUUCACAAGACCGUACAGGGAUAGAAACACAGGGUGGUUUUCUCCAACAUUACCUGAGCGAGGAUCGCUGAGCCAGCAGCCCGCCCGCCCGUCUGAUGGAUUGAACUUAAAGUUCUCACAUUCAGGAGACAGAGAGAGAGUCUCACAGGACGCACAGUAAAAACCUCCCACUGCGUCAGGACUUCAACACUCGCUCCAAGCCAACACUUAAAGUAUAAUGUUAUUGAGACACACACACACACACACACUCUAAUUUCAAGCCAGAGAAUAAAACACAGCAAAGCAGAAAAAUUCAAAGGCAUGUUUCAUUCUGCACUAUGUGAGAGAUCCUUAGAAUAACACACGCAUUGUGUACAAUGUGAACAAGACUUUCUGUACGAGUUCAAAUCUGCUAAAGAGUCAUGAAAUGUAGCAAAUCAAAUGAAAAUCUAUGAUCUUUUAUUGGAAAACAUUCAUAAACUGAUAAAGGCUUCAAACUUUUAAAUAACUGUGAGGAUCAAGAUUCCUUCACCUCUGCUUGACGUCCAAAACUUCUGUGAUUGACAUCAGUGGCAUAAAGUUUACUGUGGAGUUGUUUCAAUUCUUUUUUGAAUCAAUCUUUUAUUUAAGACAUAAAAUACAGAUCGUGUUGUAAAUAAUAACAUUGAAUAUGAUUUAUAAUAUGCAGAUUAUAUGUGCAGUAUAAACACUGUGUUGUAAGUAUCCCAUGAUGCAUUGUGCUCAACUCGACCUUCCAUUUCCAUCCUGACAAAUGAACUGGAAGUGUUUACAGUCUGGAUUUCUGCCGUGUCCAGUAGGAGUUUAAUAAGAUGAAUGUUGGCCAUGAAAGCACAAGUAAAAUAUCAUCUGAUCGCUCGCACACACACACACACACACACACACACUUGUGUUGGCAAGAGAAAUGUAGCAACAAUGAGGGAAAGUAAGAAAUGACUUUGAACCGCCUGCCCGUCAGUAUCUGUUUCACAGGCUUAACAUUGGGCUGGAGUGGUGCUGCACGGCGCCAGCGGCCUCUCGGGAACACGGACGUGAUGGAGGAGAAGAGUCGGACACUGAGUGGACCAGCCUACACCUCCACAUGAAGUUCUGGAGUCCAUCUCGCUGAAACAAAGUGUUCAUUAUCAGAGGACGGAGAAGCCCAAAGUCAGAUUGAGCCCUUCUGUGAACGUCCACAAAUGGAUUUUUCAUCCGUUUAUGCGCUCAGAACAGCUCACGCUGCACAACCUUCAGUAGAAGAUACAACACAAUGUUCUGCGCACCGGCUGAGCCAAACCCUGAUGGAGGCCGUUCUCCUGUGGCAUGCUGGGAGUUUUCAGCGCAACCUGAGAGGGUGACGGGGCGACCGCACUCGCUACUGUCAUCGACGGGAACCCAGAGUUUGACAAACUGCUUCCACUGCUUUCCAGGACUGAAGCCGUUGAAGAGCUUUGAGUGUGUGAAUAGAGUCUUGUGUUUGUGUGCCACACACAUCUCUUCUCUCCUGACAGCGUCUGAAUCAAACAGGAAUUAAGAGCCGCUGCCAUUGUGUGACACCGAGCAGACAUGAUGUUCCUCAAAACAACAAACAGCAUGAAUCCAUGGAAUGUAAAGCUGUGACAACCGUGGAAAAAAGUGAUUUCAAAGUGAGAUUGUGAAUGAAUCAGUGAAUCAUGCAUGACACGAGUAGAACAUGUGACGUCACAUCACAGCAGGUUAGACUCAAUCUUUCACUCAAGACACACAUUCCAGUCUUUGUUUGACCUCUGACCUCAGUGCACCAUGGGAAACCUCACUGAAAAGCUUUACUGUGAGCUCAUAGAGGACUAAAAAUAUCCCACUCUUGAUUAAUGUGCUUCACAUGAGUAUUGCCCCUCGUAAACACAGAGAGCGAAAGAGAGAGAGAGAGAGAGAGGGUCGUGCAAACACACCGUAACACCACCUGCUGCUGCCGGACGCUGAAGGCAGUUCAUCACAUCAUCAUAGAGUGAGAGAGAGACCACAGCUGGUUAAAGAAGACUCGCUGUCAGACAUCAGGAAUGUUCCACAGAUGGAGAUCAGAUCUUCAGUCCAACAGUGUCACUCAUCUGAUCUCUUCAGGGUAUGGCCGUGUGGACUCCUCUUGUUUUGAUGGAUGGGCGCUUUAUGAAGAGCUGGCACGCAGUGGGGGGUCCGUGUUUCAGAGAACCGCCGCCGAGAGUUUCCUGUGCGCUCAAGAAGUCAGGCUCUCCGAGUGAAGAUAUGUGCGCUUUUUUGUUUCAGAGACCGCAAAGAUCCCGCUGAGACCGGCCAGCACGUAAAAGAAGAAACUCUAGAGAAAGAACACUUGUCACACGACGAGCUCACCCAUCAUCCCCCAUCAUCCCCAUCAUCACCCAUCAUCACCCAUCAUCACCCAUCAUCAUCACCACUCAUCAUAACCAUCAUCACCCAUCAUCAUCACCCAUCAUCAUCACCAUAAUCAUCACUCAUGAUCAUCAUCAGUAUCAUCACUCAUCAUCAUCACCAUAAUCAUCACUCAUCAUCAACACCCAUGAUCAUCACCCAUCAUCAUCAGUAUCAUCACUCAUCAUCAUCACCAUAAUCAUCGCUCAUCAUCAUCACCCAUGAUCAUCACCCAUCAUCAUCACCAUAAUCAUCACUAAUCAUCAUCACCCAUGAUCAUCACCCAUCAUCAUCACCAUAAUCAUCACUCAUGAUCAUCAUCAGUAUCAUCACUCAUCAUCAUCACCAUAAUCAUCACUCAUCAUCAUCACCCAUCAUCAUCAGUAUCAUCACUCAUCAUCAUCAUCAGUAUCAUCACCAUAAUCAUCGCUCAUCAUCAUCACCCAUGAUCAUCACCCAUGAUCAUCAGUAUCAUCACCCAUGAUCAUCACUUUCAUCACCACCAACACUGAUCAUAACCCUAGGUCAUCAUCACCAUCAGCAUGAUCACACAUCAUCAUCCAUGAUCAUCAGCCAUUAUAAUCACCACUAUCAUCACCACUCAUCACCACCAUCAUUACCCAUCAUCACCACCUUCAUCACCCAUGAUCAUCACCCAUCAUAAUCACCACCAUCAUCACCCCUCAUCACUACCUUAAUCACCCAAAUUCCCCCAUCAUUAUCACCCAUCAUCAUCACCCAUGAUAGUCAACCAUCAUCAUAACCCACCAUGAUCACCCAUCGUGAUCACCAUCAUCACCCAUCAUCAUCACCCUUCUUAAUCACCACCAUCAUCACCACUCAUCACCACCAUCAUCACCAAUGAUCAUCACCCAUCAUAAUCACCAACAUCAUCACCACCACCAUCACCCAUGAUCGUCACCCAUGAUCAUCAUCAUCACAAACUUCAUCACCCAUGAUCAUCACCCAUCAGCAUGAUCCAUCAUCACCCAUGAUCAUCACCCAUGAACAUCACCCAUCAUGAUCACCAUCAUCACACAUCAUCAUCAUCACCACCAUCAUCACCAUCACCCAUGAUCAUCACCCGUAAACAUCACCCAUCAUGAUCACCAUCAUCACCCAUCAUCAUCACCCAUCUUAAUCACCACCAUCAUCACCACCACCAUCACCCAUGAUCAUCAUCAUCACCCAUCAGCAUGAUCACCCAUCAUCACCCAUCAUAAUCACCACCACAAUCACCCAUGAUCAUCAUCAUCACCAACUUCAUCACCCAUCAUCACCCAUCAGCAUGAUCACCCAUCAUCACCCAUGAUCAUCACCCAUCAUCACCCAUCAUAAUCACCACCAGUGUUGGGUGUUUGUCUGAUUUCUCCUGCAGUUUUAGAAGUGGCAGAGAGAGAGCCACGGAGAUCAAUCCAUCAGAACCAUCUGUACACGUGUUUAUUAGUCAAAUAUAAAUCAUAACACACUCAGACCUCACCGUCACAACCAUCAAAACACAUCACCUGAAUAUAAGCUACAGAGUGUCACGCACAAGGGAAAUGAGGAAAAAUGAAGGACAGUGAGAGAAAUCUUCACUCGGCACCAUCUCUGCUGAAAUAUGCUGCCAAUUUCUCCUGAACAAUAAACAUCCCUGAAGCUCUCAAGUGGAAAAUGACCAUCAGCCAUCAGUGAGAAUGAGUCUACACACACAAACACAAGCAUCUCGGCCGGGAGGUGACAGCAUUACGUCGUUCCCUCUGGAGGGACCACACAAGCAGAGUGCUGACUUCAGGAAUAAAGGACGGAGGAAGUGAAGGGAGAGAGACACCACAGGCUGAGAAGACACAUGGAAGUAAAGAGUGUGUAAUCAGAGAGGAAGCUGAAGGUCAGGACUGAUGUAAAGCACACGAAAACACUGGAGAGAGACUGUAAUGAUGUCUGGAUGGCGUUGAGUAAACAUCUCUGUCUGGAUGGGUGACACUGAGCUCUGUUGCCCUCGCUCAGGACUCAUUACAGCUCUGCCAGCGGGACACACGCUUCACACAUCACAAACACCUGAAGGGUGUUCAUACAGAACAUCUCCAACUUUAUCAGACUCCUCUCUUCCAGUGAAUAAAGAACAUGUGAAGUGACGGCUUCCUCAUUGAAGUGGGCAAGAGAGGCAUCAUAUGUGACAGACAGGUGAACAGAGGAACAUGCAGGCAUUGCUGUGAUCCUCUUUCAGUGUUUAAAGAGACGGAUGUGUUGGAGGCAGAAUCCUGCUCUCUGUGAUGUCAGAAGCAGCUCGUGUAUAUAAUUUGAACAUUCAUCUGGAGCUUCACAAGUCAGAGCAGAAGAGCUCAGUGGAUCAUUCUGAUGGAUUGUUAAGAGACCCGUGAGGAGCAGCGGCUGACAGCACGGACACUUCUCCUGGAAACUUUGAGGAGACUGGCGUUGUGUCUCACGGGACGGUGGAUUCGCAGACGCACACAAGCUGGUUGUUUUAUUCAGAGAAGAGGAAGAUGUUGUGUUCUAGACGGGUUCUCCAGCAGUGGAUCUUUGCUCUUUUCUUACUGUGUUCUCCUGUUCCUCAUCACGGCCGGCCCGUCGAUGCCCUCAGCAGUCGCAUGAGGCGUUCAGUGACACACGCUCAGCUCAUGCAUGAUAAAGGCCGGACGCUGCAGGAACUGAAGAGGCGCUUGUGGCUGCAGGAGUUACUUCAUGAAGUUCACACGGCUGAGAUCCGUGAAGCUCAGCAGCAGAGUGGAGCAGGAGGAGGAGGAGGGAGCCCUCACACCGUUGCCGUGCCCAUAGACCUGGGGGUCGCCGUGGGAACGGGCACCGUCCAUCCCAAACCCGCCGGGGGCACCAAGAACCUGCCCAUCAGCUUUCAGCUGGAGGACGAGGAGGGCACCAACCUCCCGCAGGAAACCAAUAAAUCUCAAACGUACAAAGACAGCCCGCAGAAGACCAACGGCAAGAGGAAGAAGAAGGGGCGACCGGGGAAGAGGAGAGAGGGUGAAAAGAGGAAGAGGAGGGCUCGCUCGCUCGGACCAUCACCGCCGGAGGACAUGGAGAGCGGCUCGGGCCGGCACUAAAACACUGUCAGUCUCUGACGACGAUCCGUGAGGACAUUUGAAAUGGACACCGCAACACUCUUGUCAAAGUGAGAGGAAAAUAUUUAUUACCUUGUAAAUAUUCUCAAAUCGCCCGAACAAUGACAGAGACAAAGACACUGCUGAGCUCCAUACAUUGAGCUGCAGACUCCUAACCUUGUGAAUACUUUUGCUUUACCUUCAUUUUGUUCUUUUAUUCUUUGUUUUUACCUGUAGGACUAUUCCUCUAUCACGCUGUCAGAAUUCCUGUAAUUUAUUUUGUUUGAAUGAUGUAUUUAUUUUGGUAAGGUAUCAGGUGCUGCUGAUAUUAUUUUUGUACUAUAAUGCACUUUAGAUAUAUUAAUAUAGAAAUAUAUACUGGUCAUUUUGUUUAUGGAAGUAUUUUGUGGUUCAGUUGAAUGAAGACGUUUAUAAUCAUUCCUCCGUUUGGUCGUUUAUUUCUUUAUGUUACUGGCUCUCUUACACAACGUAGCGACUCGCCUCCCUAGACAGCCUCAUGAAACCUCACAGCGAGUGUUGAUAAAUUGACAGAAACGUUCAUUAUUUUCAAGAAAUAUUGAUAAUUUGACAUAGAAUUUGUGUGAAGUAUGAAUUUGUUCAAUCUUUAGCUCAGACUCCAGUCCUCUGUGUAGAGCACGAAUAGUGUUGAUGUCCGUUUGAGUUCAGAUGCUGUGUGUGAACGGACAUCACAGUAGGGUUUAAAUCAGAGCUUUUGUGUAUUUUUGUUUCUUUGCUGACCUGAACGAACACAACGACACACAUAACCCUGAUAUCAUCCACAGACCCACCUGUACAUGUUCUAGAAUAACUCUUGUUGUUUUGCACUGAGAGAAAAACUGA
Messenger RNA from Triplophysa dalaica, 6826 nucleotides. RefSeq names its product parathyroid hormone-like hormone a (gene pthlha). Gene Ontology annotation, molecular function: hormone activity; peptide hormone receptor binding. NCBI's taxonomy places the organism in Eukaryota, Metazoa, Chordata, Actinopteri, Cypriniformes, Nemacheilidae. Gene Ontology annotation, cellular component: extracellular region. The transcript has 18 exons. Gene Ontology annotation, biological process: osteoblast development; adenylate cyclase-activating G protein-coupled receptor signaling pathway; bone mineralization. The record is from RefSeq and is a predicted model, not a curated record. The coding region runs from base 5393 to 5968 and encodes 191 amino acids.